This is a messenger RNA of Oncorhynchus mykiss (rainbow trout), 4572 nucleotides long. NCBI's taxonomy places the organism in Eukaryota, Metazoa, Chordata, Actinopteri, Salmoniformes, Salmonidae. The record is from RefSeq and is a predicted model, not a curated record.
AACCACAUCGAAGAAGAAGAUGAUCCCGUCAUACAGAUGUGUUUAUACCAUAUAGAAUAAUACAUUGAACGAUUCUGAUUGCUCGCACAGGAACUCAUAAUUUGCAUUUACAGCCAAACAAUUACAGAAAAGUAACUGUUCAGCAAUCACACGAAAGAUCCAUCUGUGAAAACCACCCUGAACUUGCUGGGUCUCCUCUUUUAGAUCCACCUCUAGCCGACCAUGUCUGAGCCGGGUCCUGGCUUUGGUGAUCCGGCCCAGAGAAGCUCACAACAGGGUCCAGAAGUGGUGUCAGUGAAGCUGGAGGACUGCAGUCAAACACUGGAACUCAAUGUGAUUGUGAAAGAGGAGGAGGAGAGAGAAAUCAAGGAGGAAGAAAACAGUGACUCCGGAAAGAGCUCCAACCCAGACUCAGACAGCAAGCCCAGUCCCACAGCAUCAGGAAAUCAUAAAGAAUGCAGACAGAAGCCCCAACCCUGCUGUAGCGACAGUUUUAAUUGUCCAACUCACCUCAAAUCACUCAAACAGACUCCCAAAAUAAAGAAGACUUACCUCUGCUCCCAAUGUGGGAAGACUUUCAGUCGGACAGGAGACCUAAAGAGUCAUGAGAGAUCACACAGUAAAAAAAAACCUUACCACUGUGCUCGAUGUGGGGAGGGAUUCACUCAGCUUGGAAGUCUAAAAGGUCAUCAGAGAAUACAUACAGGGGAGAAGCCUUACCACUGCUCCCAGUGUGGGAAGAGCUUUAAUCGUUCAGGAAACCUUACUGAACAUCAAAGAAUACAUACAGGGGAGAAGCCUCACCACUGCACCCAAUGUGGGAAGAGUUUCAGUCGGGCAGGAGUUCUAAAGAAUCAUAAGAGAACUCACACAGGAGAGAAACCUUUCCACUGCUCUGCUUGUGGGAAGAGUUUUACAAGAGAAGUAAGCCUAAAGAAUCAUCAAAGAGUACACACUGGAGAGAAACCUUUCCACUGCGCCACAUGUGGGAGGGGUUUCAGUGAGAAAGUAAAUCUUAAUAGACACGAGCGAGUACAUAGUGAAGAGAAGCCUUACCACUGCACCACAUGUGGGAAGAGCUUUAAUCACUCAGGAAGCCUUAAGGAACACCAGAGAAUACAUACAGGGGAGAAACCUUACCACUGCACUGAGUGUGGAAAGAAAUUCCGUUUUGCGGGAGAUCUAAAGAAUCACCAGAGAUCACACAGUAGGGAGAAGCCUUACCACUGCUCUCUUUGUGGGAAGAGUUUCAAUCAACCCGGAAACCUAAAGAGUCAUCAGCGAAUACACAUAGAAGAGAAGCCUGCCAGUACUGUCAAUGUGAUUGUCAAAGAGGAGGAGGGUGAAAAGGAAAUCGAUGAGACGGUAAAGAGAGAAGUUGAGGAAAAUAAUGGUGUAGUUGACUCAGGUACAUCAAGACUACCUGGUCGUGGGAGUUACCCCUGUCCUCAAUGUGGGAAGAAUUUUAGUUCCUCAAGUAAUCUAAAGAAUCAUCAAAGAGUACACACUGGAGAGAAACCUUUCCACUGUUCAGCAUGUGGGAAGCGUUUCCGCGAGAAAGCACACCUUAAGAGACAUGAGAGGGUACAUAAUGGAGAGAAGCCUUACAACUGCUUUGAAUGUGGGAAGAAUUUCCGUGUGGAAGAUACCCUACAGAAACACCAGAGAAUCCACACAGGAGAGAAGCCUCACCACUGCUCUCUUUGUGAGAAGAGCUUUAAUCAUUCAGGAAGCCUUAAAGAACAUCAAAGAAUACAUAGUGGAGAAAAGCCUUACCACUGCUCUCUUUGCGGGAAGAGCUUCCAUCAUUCAGGAACCUUUAAGAAACAUCAGCAAAAACACAUUGGAGUGAAACCUACCUGUAAUCUCAAUGUGAUUGUCAAAGAAGAGGAUGGUGACUGUACUCUCAAUGUGAUUGUCAAAGAAGAGGAUGGUGACUGUAAUCUCAAUGUGAUUGUCAAAGAAGAGGAUGGUGACUGUACUCUCAAUGUGAUUGUCAAAGAAGAGGAUGGUGACUGUAAUCUCAAUGUGAUUGUCAAAGAAGAGGAGGAUGACCCAGAUACAUCAAGACCACCUGAUUGUGGUCGUUACCCCUGUCCUCAAUGUGGAAAGAAUUUUAGUUCCUCGAGUAAUCUAAAGAAUCAUCAAAGAGUACACACUGGAGAGAAACCUUUCCACUGCUCUGCAUGUGGGAAGAGUUUCAGUGAGAAAGCAAACCUUAAGAGACACGAGAGAGUACAUGAGAAGGAAAAAAGAGAAGUUGAGGAAGAGGAGAAAACUGGUAGUGUAGUUGACCCAGGGACAUCAAGACCUGGCCGUGGGAGUUACCCCUGUCCUCAAUGUGGGAAGAGUUUCAGUUCCUUAGGUAAUCUAAAUAAUCAUCAAAAAGUACACACGGGAGAGAAGCCUUACCACUGCACCCAAUGUGGGAAGAGCUUCAGUGAGAAAGCAAACCUAAAGAGACAUGAGAUAGUACAUAGUGGAGAGAAGCCGUACCACUGCACCCAAUGUGGGAAGAAUUUCCGUGCGGCAGAUACCCUACAGAAACACCAGAGAAUCCACACAGGAGAGAAGCCUAACCACUGCUAUUUUUGUGGGACGAGCUUUGAUAAUUUAGGCAGCCUUAAGGAACAUAAAAAAAUACAUAAUGGAGAGAAGCCUUACCACUGCACUCAAUGUGGGAAGAGCUUCAAUUACUCAGGAAAUUUUAAGAAACAUCAAAGAAUACAUAUUGGAGAGAAUCCUACCUUUAUUCUUAAUGUGAUUGUCAAAGAAGAGGAGGAAGAUGGAAAAGAGAGAGAAGUUGAGGUCGAGGAGAGAGAAGUGAAGGAAGAGGCUACAUAAGCUAACUAGGAAAGGAAGAGUUAUACCUCAUAUCUUUGCAAUGCUGUCUUCUGUGUCAGUAUGGGAUUGGGCAGCACUAAUGAGAGCGAUCUCCUUUUUAAAAUAGUCUAAAUCUUCUACUUCUAUGAGUGUAUUGGAAGGUAGCAAAUCAACUGAAAAAGUACAUACCACCACCUAUUUUGGUGGAGUGUGUAUCAUCUGAACAGGAUACCACCUCCUAAUGUGCUGCAGUCUGAACAGGUACAAAGCCAAGGUUGGUGAUUUACUGCUACCUGCAGUUAUAUAAUGUUAGCUCAGGACUAUAAAUGCAUUGGUUAACUCCUUCUGCUGACCUGGAUGGAAUUAUAGCGUCCUUCCUUAACCCACAGGAAGUCCCAACAUUUUGACUACUUCAAAAUGGUGAAAGUCCUCAAUGGUGCUGCUCGUUAGACAAUACUGUGGAAAAGCCUCACCAUUGCUCUCCAUUAUAUAAAAUCUCUUAUUCACCAAAGCAUGUGAUAAAUAUAUCUGUAUAGAAUCUGCGUUCCAGGACACAGAUUCAUGCUCUGAGUUCAUUUGACCGUGGGUUGUCGACAAUGCCAUGAAUGACCAUGAAUGAUCUCAAAAUGAUCUGCUAUGGACUGACCAUUCAUGAUCUCAAAAUGAUCUGCUAUGGACUGACCAUUCAUGAUCUCAAAAUGAUCUGCUAUGGACUGACCAUUCAUGAUCUCAAAACGAUCUGCUAUGGACUGACCAUUCAUGAUCUCAAAAUGAUAAUUUUAACCAUGUUUUAGGCUAUACGGGGUUUGUUUACAUUUACAAUGUUUCCAAACAUUGGAGGAAAGCAAACUUAUAUUUUGUGGUUCUGAUGGAGUGUGACAGUUGAAAUAAUCUUAUGAGGGAUUAUAAAUGAAUAGUUUUCAAGAAUCAAUAGGGAUAUACAGUAUCAUUCAUUUAUGUAAGUCUAAAAAUGUAUGUUACAACUGCAGAUCCCCCCUUUAAUCACUACAGUGUCAUAACAUAUUUACAUAUACCAUUACAACAGUUCACAGUAACAGAGGUCAGAUAGGCCUACAGUUUAUGUUGUUGAACAGUGUCUCUGCCCUACUUUUUAAACUGAUGAGUGAGAUGUGUAAAGAAGGUACAUUUGGAUCAUGUUGUACAAGGUACAUUGAGAAGUUGAUCUAAAAUACAACCUUCCUGUUUACGAGUAGUACAGCGUCAAGAGAAUAAUGCCCUGUGGGCUAUCCUAUUGAAUACAGAAUAUGUCCAUAGAAUCAUCCCACUGGGCACAGACGUCAGUUCAACGUCUACUUUUAAUUCAUAUUUUGGUUGUGAAUUCAAUGUGAAAUCAACAAAACAUUUCACCGUGUCAUUGGAUUUAGGUCCGAAGUUUUUUUUAAAAUUAAAUUCCCAAAACAUUUAAAUACUUUUUUUCAAAUCCAAUCAGUUUUUCCACGUUGAUUCAACGUCAUCGCUUUGACGUUUUAGGUUGAAACGACGUUGAUUCAACGUCAUCGCUUUGACGUUUUAGGUUGAAACGACGUUGAUUCAACCAGUUUUUUUGCCCAGUAGGAUUAUGACAGAAUUCAGCCAUUCUUUUUUUAACCUCAGGAGAAGGGCUGGUCUGGAUUGACGUCAGAAGUAAACAAUAUGAGUGUAUUGUUGUGUCAUCAUCUGGAUGUAACCUGUGUGUGUAAAAAAAAUAUUGCCAAGUAUCCUCGAAUUGAAUUAUAAAUACCAACAGAA